Messenger RNA from Dacryopinax primogenitus, 1203 nucleotides. RefSeq lists its product as uncharacterized. The coding region runs from base 1 to 1203 and encodes 400 amino acids. The transcript is spliced from 2 exons. The record is from RefSeq and is a predicted model, not a curated record. NCBI's taxonomy places the organism in Eukaryota, Fungi, Basidiomycota, Dacrymycetes, Dacrymycetales, Dacrymycetaceae.
AUGCCGAGCAUCAUAAAUACAUCCCGGCCCCUUUUCGCUGGGGCCGCUCAGAACGCUGCGCCGUACUCUAGGUCCACAACCCCGUCUGGAAGCUCUCAUUAUAAGACGCCUGCCGAAACAGCCGAAAACGGGGACGACGAUGACAUUCCUCUCGCAGAUCGGAUUCCGACCGCUCUUGCUGCACAGAAGUCCAUCCGCGUUUCCGCUCGUUCCUCUGCUCGACGUCCUCCAAAACUCAAGUCAUCAGUCGUCGCCCUUCCUUCACAGAUAGAAGUCGAAGGGGGGAAGCCGCCGCCUUCUCCAGGACUACCGGCCGAGGAACUCAUGCAGAAGCUUAUGGAUUUACAGGUUCAGCAUAGUCUACCUGCAUCGAAGAACGAUGCGAGUCCCCCGGUGAAAAGGCUUACGGCACGAGAACCAGCCGGUUCAGCAUACACAUCAAUCGUCUUGCGUCCAGUUGCUACCACUAUACCCAGUCGUGAGCAGAGCCGACCAGCGGUCUUGCAGCGGUCCGAAGACAAGAGAAAAGGCCCCAUCACCAGCCCCACGAUAUCUGAGUUCCAAAGUUCUAUCGCUCCUGGGUCACGACACGCGGUUAUGACUCAAGGUGCACCAGCUCCUAUCGUGGCUCUUCCCCGGUCUUCCGAAAUGCCUUCUCGAGUUGUGUCUCGAAAUGGUACCAUGCGUCAACAGCAGUCGCGUCCUUCAGAUGAAGCACAAAUAACGCAAUCAGAAUCGCGGGCGGAUAGUGACACGAACACACGAUCAUUGUCAAGAUCAAAUACAAAGAAAAGUCACAUUGAUCCGCAAUCGAAAUCUUGCGCUUUCUCUUCGGCGGGAUUCUCAGAUAACCAUGUGGCGGGACCACCACAAGCGUAUUUUGGGCCGCCACAGUUGGACAUUCUGUUCACGGUUGACGUCCAUGUUCUCAAUUUGCGAACAGUCGUUAAGAUUGAUGUUGACGCAUCUACCACCGCUAAGUCUGCUUUGGACAUCGUCAUGAAGCAAUCCAGAGCAACCACGCGAGAUAUUCCUGCGCAGCAAGACGUUACUCUUUGGGAACUUGUGAAUGACUUUGGGAUGGGUGAGAGUUUGCCCGUGUUUUGCAGGAUUGGACCUGAGACGAUGGCACAGAACGACCUGUACGAGAAUUCGAGCAUCUCAGGAAGGUGUGUGAGGCAUGGGACAUGCAACGACCUGUGA